This is a messenger RNA of Besnoitia besnoiti, 369 nucleotides long. RefSeq lists its product as uncharacterized. The record is from RefSeq and is a predicted model, not a curated record. Lineage: Eukaryota; Apicomplexa; Conoidasida; Eucoccidiorida; Sarcocystidae. The transcript is spliced from 3 exons. Bases 1 to 369 code for a protein of 122 amino acids.
AUGGGGGUUCUGCGUGCUCUCUACAGCCGUGUCUCUCAGCGCGUCUGGAGCGCCCUGCAUUUCCGCGUCGGCAGCAGAGGACAAGUCCGAACAAACAAAGGAUUCAAGCCGACAAACUUUCCUCACUUUGGAGCUGCGCUCUUCUUCGCGCGGCACUCGAAGGGACUCACGCGAGACACUGUGGAAAAAUUCGUCAGGCUCAACGUGUCCGAGGCGCAGAAGCAGGAAAUGAAGAGUUGGCGCGGGGGGCUGGUGAACUCGAUUGAGAAGGGGACGUGUAUUCCGUCGCGGGAAGUGCAGAGUCGCCUUGAGCAAGUCGUCGGCGUUCCCCUCACGCGCAGGAAGAAGGCGGGAAGCCGGAGGCUGUAA